AUGUUCUCUUCUUCAUCAUCGAGACUUUUCCGUGGACUCAAUUCAAGUGCUUGUUUUCGCUCACUCACGUUCCGAACAAGAACAAACACUGCAAUUUCUCUCAUAAACUCUUGUUCUUUGCAAACUAUAAGAAAUGUAAAAACAGAUGUAAACAAAAUUUCAAGAGGAGACAUUAUUAAAGAUGGUGCCAACAAGUAUCUUCAAGUCGAACGUUAUGUUUUUGCAAAACGAGCUCGUUCUAAUGCUAUUGUAACCUUUGAAACUGUGGAUUUAUUAUCAGGAAAGAAAAUGAGUAAAAAGUGCAGAGGAGGAGAGUCGUUGGAUUUGUGUGAAUACUCCACAAAGGAUGUCACUUAUUCCUCAGAGACCAAUAAGGGAUUUGUUUUUGAAGAUAUGAAAGAUGGAACUGAAUAUAUUGCUCCAAAAUCUAUUUUCACAAAUGAGAUGAUACAAAUUAUGAAAGGAGGCUUCUUGAAAAAGAUAAUUAUUGGUAUUGAUGAAGAGACAAACACGGCCAUCAAAGUAAUGUUCCCAACCUCGCUCUUUGCAACAGUUGAAAAGACAGACGACGUUGUGAGUGGUAUUCCCAAUGAUAGACAUUCUCCAGUGACAAAGAAUGCCGUUCUGGACAAUGGGCUCACAGUAAAGGUACCAGGUUUUAUUGCACAAGGAGAUCGCAUCAAAGUGUCCACACGGGAUUGGAGCUAUUCUGCAAGAGCUUCCGAAGAUGAAGAGGAGGAAGUUGAAGAUUUUGAAGACACCCUUUCGGCUUCUAAUGAAGACAAAUCUGAAGAGCAUCAUGAAGACGAGAAUAGCGAAGACACCGACUCGGAGGAAGACAGAAAUAAAACAGAAUUUGUGAGGCCUAGAUUUUAA
Naegleria lovaniensis is the source of this 876-nucleotide messenger RNA. RefSeq lists its product as uncharacterized. Bases 1 to 876 code for a protein of 291 amino acids. Gene Ontology annotation, molecular function: translation elongation factor activity. Gene Ontology annotation, biological process: peptide biosynthetic process. Gene Ontology annotation, cellular component: cytoplasm. NCBI's taxonomy places the organism in Eukaryota, Heterolobosea, Eutetramitea, Acrasida, Naegleriidae. The transcript has a single exon. The record is from RefSeq and is a predicted model, not a curated record.